This is a messenger RNA of Dermatophagoides pteronyssinus (European house dust mite), 3031 nucleotides long. RefSeq names its product Cyclic nucleotide-gated ion channel subunit B (gene CngB). Gene Ontology annotation, biological process: potassium ion transport; monoatomic cation transmembrane transport. Gene Ontology annotation, cellular component: plasma membrane; intracellular cyclic nucleotide activated cation channel complex. Gene Ontology annotation, molecular function: intracellularly cAMP-activated cation channel activity; cGMP binding; intracellularly cGMP-activated cation channel activity. The record is from RefSeq and is a predicted model, not a curated record. NCBI's taxonomy places the organism in Eukaryota, Metazoa, Arthropoda, Arachnida, Sarcoptiformes, Pyroglyphidae.
UUCUGUCGUUUCGUUUUCUUUUCUUUCACCCGGAUUAAAAAAACAAACAACCAUGACAACUGGUGUCGGUCGUUCUGUCGGUUGUUUGUUUGGGGUAAUUUACCACUACAUUAAAUGUGAAAUGAGAAACCUGAAACAAUAAUAAUGAACAUUUUUUCGGUUACAAACCAAUAAAGUAAUCACCAAAUUCUAAAUAGAAUCGAUAGUUUGGUGGAAACCGAAAAGCUUUCUCGUGAUGAAUUGAAUGUUUUAAUCAUCAUUUUAUUAUCGAUAAUCAUUCGCGAAUGAUAACUGAAAAUGGAAUCCGAAAUCAUAAAAUCCGAAAUAAAUUCAACCGAUGAUGAUGAAGUUGAAUCAUUGUUUACGAAGAAAUUUGUUUCAAAUUUUGACAAAUCUGAUGCUGAUGCUGCUGCUCGGUUGAUUGAGCAAGAUAACAAUGAUAAUAUGGAUUUUGAUGAUUCUGAAUUCAAUUCUAAAAUCAAUCGAUUUAAUCCAAAUAAUAAUGAUCCAGAUGAUGUUUUAAUAUUAUCAACACCAAAUCUUAAACAAAGAAAAUUUCAAAAACAAAAUUUAUCCAAAAAUUCUGAAUAUCAAUCAGAUGAUAAUAAUAAUGAUGAAAGUAUUACUGUUUCAAAUGUUCGAUCCACAUCAUCAUCAUCGGAUAAACAUAAAGAUGAAAUUGAAGAUGCAAAACGUUAUUUUGAAAUUUAUUCAACACCAUCAUAUCGUUGGUCAAUGGAUAUGAUACCGAAUAAUUUGAUAAACAUUUCGAAUAAAAAUCAAUCGGUUGGCGAAUCGCCAAAACCUCCAUUAAUCAAACAAAUCGAUUCAACGAACAAAAGACGAUCGAAUCUGAAAUUAACUAAACAACGUACAACUGUAUCGAUGGAAGAUGAACAUCAUUAUUAUUUAUCAUCAUCAUCGAUGAUGAAAAAAAAUGAUUCUUAUGAAACAGGCAAUGGUGAUGAUGAUGAUGCUAUUUCAAUUUUUCAAAAUAUUGAAAGAUCAUCCAUUCCUGUAAUUGUUAAUAGUGGUUGUGAUGAUAGUAGUAGUCGACGAAAUGAUAAAUCAAAAGAUUUUAUACAAAAUGCAACAUGGAUAACGGAAAGAAUGCGUCAUCUAGUCAAAGCAUUUAAUGAUCGUGGUGAUUUUGUUCGUCGUACAUUCGAAGAAAUGAAUGCUAAAAAUGAACUAACAAAAUCGGAUGAUGAUGAUGAUUCGGAUAGUUUGAAUGAUGAAACGAAUGAUGAUAGAAAAUUAUCUGCAGCUUUAUUCGAAUCAAUGUUUGGUGAUGAAUGGAAAAAUAAUGAUAAUGAUGAAUUGAAAAUUGAUAAAAAUUUUUGGCAACGUUUAAAAUAUUCAACGGUUUAUGAACCACAAAGUUUUAUCUACAUUAUUUGGUUAUUGAUUGUUUCGUUUACAUUUUUCUAUAAUGCUCUGAUGAUUCCAUAUAAUUUAGUAUUCCCAGAUAAUCCUAAUGAACAAUGGCGAUCAAUAAUUGUAAAAAUUUUAGCCGAUUUAAUCUAUUUAAUCGAUUGUUGUUGGUUUAAACCAAGAUUGAAAUUUCUUGAAAAUGGUAAUUGGAUCGAUGAAAUUGGCCGUACUCAUCGAAAUUAUUUUCAUUCCAAAAGAUUCGGAUUGAUUGAUUUUCCAUCACUGAUACCAAUCGAUUGGAUUACGAUAUUAGUUUCAUGGAAUUCUGGUGGCAAUACAAGUCUUAUAAUGCGAUUGAAUCGUCUGAUUCGUAUUAUUGAUUUUUGGGAAUUUUUUGAACGUAUUGAUAAAGCAACAAGAAAUCCAUAUCUUUUUCGUAUAAUUCAUACAUUAAUCUAUGAAUUAUAUAUUAUACAUUUGGGUGCAUGUCUUUAUUAUCGUGUUUCCGAAUGGAUUGGUUUUGGCCGUACGCCUUGGACUUAUAAUAAUAAAGGAAAUCCAUAUCUUCGAUGUUUUUAUUUUGCCUUCCGUACAACAACAUCGAUCGGUGGUCGACUUCCAAAACCGACAACCGAAUUCGAAAGAAUUUAUAUGCUAAUUGCAUGGUUGCUUGGUGUAUUUGUAUUUGCAAUGGUUAUCGGUCAGAUUCGUGAUAUUGUUGCACAUGCAUCACGUAAUCAAAAUUAUUAUAUUGAUGCAUUGAAUAAAAUUGCUGCACAUAUGACAAGAUUAUCCGUACCAAACAAACUACAAAAACGUGUACGAUUUUGGUAUAAAUUUACCUGGGAUUUACAGAAAACAUUAAAUGAAACAGAAAUUAUACGUGUAUUACCAUUGAAAAUGCGUACAGAUCUGACAUUAUGUAUUCAUUCACAUACAUUAAGUCGUGUUGAUUUAUUUAAAAAUAUUAAUCGUAGUGUAUUAAGAGAUUUAGUAUUGAAAUUACAGCCAAUUUUAUUUCUUCCAGGUGAUUAUAUUUGUCGGAAAGGUGAUGUUGGUCAUGAAAUGUAUAUUGUUAAUAAAGGUACUAUACAAGUAUUUGAUCCAGAAACUAGAAAAUUAUUGGUAACACUUGGUGAAGGUUCGGUAUUCGGUGAAAUUGCCAUACUUAAUCUACAUGGUCAAACAAAACGUACAGCUGAUGUUCGUUCAUGUGGUUAUUCACAAUUGUUUGCAUUGAAAAAACAAGAUCUUUGGGAAACAUUACGUUAUUAUCCGGAAUAUGAAAAUGUUUUAAAACGUAAAGUACAAAGAAUUUUACGUCGAAAACAACAACAAAAAUCAUCAUCCAAAACAUUGAAUAUUGAUAAUCAACCAGAAAAACUGUCCGAAAUAGCCGAUAUUCAAGUUGUUGAACAAAUUUCUGUUGAACCAAUUGUAAAAGAACGUCCAAAAACACCGAAACUUUUCGAAACUGUACUGAAAGCAAUUAAUCCUGAAUCAACCAUAAAUCAAUAUUUUAUUCGAAGUGAACAACGAAAUAAAUAUCGUUCAAAUUCAUUACAAGCACCAACACCUGAAUUAGGAUGGAUCGAUCCUGAUGUUUAUUAUCGACAAACAAGUUUAGAUAUAUAAAAAAAAUUACAAAAAUUAUGUU